CCUUGCCCUUCUUCAUUAUUCGAAACCUAUACAACUACGAGACAAAAAGAGGCAAAGAGCACGAACGGUAUAUUCUCCCCGCCAAUAAUUUCUUCUUUUACUCCAUCCUCUUCCCCUUGGAAACCAUAGAUGAUAAAGAACCAAACUUUGUUUGCAAUUCUACCACAAAAAAAAAAAGACUCUUCGGUUAUACAUACAGAACAGAAGAAUCCAAAUACACUUGACUCAUGGGCGAACAAGAUUGUUGCUCGACUCAACUCAUCGACGGAAAUGGCGAAUUCAACGUCACCGGUCUCCACAACUUCAUGAAAACUGCCAAGCUCGCCGACUUGGGACUUUCGUACGCCGUCGUCGCAAUCAUGGGCCCACAAAGCAGUGGGAAGAGCACACUGUUGAAUCAUCUUUUCAGUACCAAUUUUAGGGAGAUGGAUGCAUUCAGGGGAAGGAGCCAAACAACAAAGGGCAUUUGGAUUGCAAAGGCUGUAGGGAUUGAACCGUGUACAAUUGUCAUGGAUUUAGAGGGUACAGAUGGGAGAGAAAGAGGCGAGGAUGACACAGCCUUCGAGAAACAAAGUGCUCUAUUUGCUUUGGCAAUUUCAGACAUAGUACUCAUAAAUAUGUGGUGUCAUGAUAUCGGCCGGGAGCAAGCUGCCAACAGGCCUCUUCUAAAAACAGUAUUUCAGGUUAUGAUGCGCUUAUUUAGUCCCCGCAAAACUACACUUCUCUUUGUAAUACGUGAUAAAACCAAGACCCCGCUUGAACAUUUGGAGCCUGUUCUGAGGGAAGAUAUUCAGAAGAUAUGGGAUACAGUUUCUAAGCCCCAGGCUCACAAGGACACACCUCUUAGUGAAUUUUUCAAUGUGGAGGUCACUGCUUUAUCUAGCUAUGAAGAGAAGGAAGAGCAGUUUAAAGAGCAGGUUGCUCAAUUGAGGCAGCGUUUUUUCCAUUCUAUUGCUCCAGGAGGGCUUGCUGGGGAUAGAAGAGGUGUUGUCCCUAGCUCAGGAUUUUCUUUCAGUGCUCAGCAGAUAUGGAAAGUUAUAAAAGAAAAUAGGGACCUAGACCUUCCUGCUCACAAGGUCAUGGUUGCCACUGUCCGGUGUGAAGAGAUUGCCAGUGAUAAGCUAAGACGCUUGACCUCUGAUGAGCGUUGGUUGGAUUUGGAGGAAGCCAUUCAAUCUGGUCGAGUACCUGGUUUUGGGAAGAAGCUCAGUUCAAUCUUAGAUACCUAUCUUUCGGAAUAUGAUAUGGAGGCUUUCUACUUUGAUGAACUUGUGAGAAAGGCAAAGAGACAACAGUUAGAGUCAAAAGUAUUGCAGUUAGUGCAUCCUGCCUAUGUCACCAUGUUGGGACAUUUACGUUCUAAAGCACUUGAGAGUUUUAAGACACAUCUCGAACAAUCUUUGCUUAUAGGAGAUGGAUUUGCUGUUUCUGUUCGUAACUGCAAGCAGGCAUGUAUGCUUGAGUUCGACAGGAGUUGUGCAGAUGCUUCUAUACAGCAAGCUAAUUGGGACGCUUCAAGAUUGCGGGAGAAACUUCUUCGUGACAUUGAGGCUUAUGCAUCCUCAGUUCGUAGUGCAAAGUUGUCAGAAACCAUUGCUAACCAAGAGGAAAAACUCGAUCAAGCCCUGGCUGCACCUAUGGAGUCCCUUCUGGAGGCUGGUGGGAAAGAUACCUGGGCGUCUAUAAGAAGGCUUCUAAGACGUGAGACUGAGGCUGCAAUAUCAGGAUUUUCAUCUGCUGUCACCAGUUUUGAGUUGGACCAAUCAACAUUUGACAAAAUGGUGCAAAAUUUGAGAGACUAUGCAAGAAGUAUAGUGGAAAAAAAAUCUAGGGAGGAAGCUGGGAAAGUUCUAAUUCUUAUGAAGGAUAGGUUCUCGAGUGUCUUCAACCAUGACAUAGAUUCAAUGCCGAGGGUUUGGACUGGAAAGGAAGAUAUUAGAACCAUCACACAAAAUGCCCGCUCUGAGUCACUGAAGCUUUUAUCUGUUAUGGCUGCCAUUCGUUUGGACAAGAAGCCAGAUAAGAUAGAGAAUGUACUUUUCUCAUCGCUCAUGGAUGGAACAGUUGGUGUUCCUUAUUCCCAAGGUAGGAGGAUUGGAGAUUCCGUAGAUCCCCUUGCCUCAAGCUCAUGGGCAGAGAUACCGCAGGACAAGACUCUUAUUACGCCCGUGCAGUGUAAGACUCUGUGGAGACAAUUUAAGUCAGAAACCGACUAUUCAGUCACUCUAGCUAAUUCUGCACAGGAGGCUUACAAAAAGAGCAACAACUGGUUACCUCCUCCUUGGGCUAUCUUGGCGAUGAUUGUUCUUGGGUUUAAUGAAUUCAUGCUUCUUUUAAAGAAUCCUCUUUACCCAAUGAUCUUAUUUGUUGUAUUCUUACUUGCGAAAGCCUUAUGGGUGCAAAUGGACAUUCCUGGGGAGUUCCGUCAUGGCUAUCUAGCCGGAGUUCUUUCCGUCACGUCACGGUUUCUUCCCACUGUCAUGAACCUUCUGAGGCGACUUGCAGAAGAGGCUCAAGGGCAUCCGGCUCCUGAAACACCAAGCCCACCGCAUUCUCUGGCUUCUCAUAGUUUGAGAACUCAAACUUACCAACCAAACUUGUCAGUAUCAAGUUCAGUGCCUGAUUCAUCUGUAUCAACCCAUAUCUCGUCAACUGAAGGUGGUGUUGAAUACUCAAGCCCUCAGCUAACCCACAGGCGAGGUGUGAAUGUUGAACAGGCUGAGUUCUCUUGAACCCAAAUACUAAUUCUUUUUUUAUGUUGAAUGUAUAGUCAAAUAGAUUUGAAUAAUUCCCUUUGUGAGGAUUGAGAUGUAAACAUGAAAGAUAAGCUUUGCAAAUGAAUGCAUUGCCCUGUAAAUCUUAAAGAGAUAACCUCGUCGAGAUUAGUAGGGACACAACAGAAUAUGCUUUAAUCCACGGAGAGAAUACAAGUGGCCAUGCAGAAAAUGUUCGAGGAAUAACAAAAAGGAAGACAACACUGUUGAAACUAUGGUACAUGUUUUCUGAAAAGCCCAAUUAGGAGGGAUGGUUGUGUGAAUGAUUUGAUUAUCCAUUACUGGAAUCAUGAUGUGCGUACAACUGGCAUUGUUCUCAA
Messenger RNA from Rhododendron vialii, 3094 nucleotides. Its product is annotated as protein ROOT HAIR DEFECTIVE 3 homolog 2. NCBI's taxonomy places the organism in Eukaryota, Viridiplantae, Streptophyta, Magnoliopsida, Ericales, Ericaceae. The transcript has 22 exons. Gene Ontology annotation, cellular component: endoplasmic reticulum. Gene Ontology annotation, molecular function: GTPase activity; GTP binding. The coding region runs from base 228 to 2732 and encodes 834 amino acids. Gene Ontology annotation, biological process: endoplasmic reticulum membrane fusion. The record is from RefSeq and is a predicted model, not a curated record.